Cydia fagiglandana is the source of this 3677-nucleotide messenger RNA. It is a transcript of the gene Sou, whose product is annotated as E3 ubiquitin-protein transferase RMND5B. Gene Ontology annotation, molecular function: protein binding; ubiquitin protein ligase activity. The record is from RefSeq and is a predicted model, not a curated record. The transcript is spliced from 8 exons. Gene Ontology annotation, biological process: proteasome-mediated ubiquitin-dependent protein catabolic process. Gene Ontology annotation, cellular component: nucleus; GID complex; cytoplasm. The coding region runs from base 123 to 1370 and encodes 415 amino acids. Lineage: Eukaryota; Metazoa; Arthropoda; Insecta; Lepidoptera; Tortricidae.
UUUGACAGUGACAGCUGAUAGAAGUUCAUUGACAUGAGUGACAAGACAAAACAAAAUGUCUUUCGUGUUUUCAUUUAGGAAUAUUUAAAAUAUUACAAUGAUUCCUAGCUUCCAAUAGCUAUAUGAGUAUUUCUGCAUUUCCAUACAGUACAGGUUUUUUGGUUAAUUGUUUUGAGGUUAUCCCGGCCGCCAUGGAUUCUUGUAUCGGAGUUGAACAAGAUUUGGACAAAGCGUUAACUAAAUUCAAUGGUUUACACGAACACGCAAACAAGUGCCUCGAGGAUGUUAUUAAACAGGUUGAAGAGCUGAAGAAAGAAAUAGCUAAUCAGCCUGCCAACUCACCGCUAUCACAAGAGCAGUCCGCAGCCGUGAGCGAGCUGGUGGCUUCCAUCAAGCAAAAUGUUUCUAAUCUCUCUACAGAUCACAGAGAGCUGCACGCGACGGUGUCCCGCGUGGGCAAGUCCAUCGACCGUCACUUCAUCGCGGACUACGCGUCCGUGGCCCCCAAGGCCGAGAGCUUCUGCAAUGAUGCCAAUCGGCCUAUCAUGGAGCAGGCCAUAGCGCAACAUCUAUACCGACAGGGUCUUGAAGAGGCCGGGGAUGCAUUCGUGGCCGCCUCCGGGUGCGGGCCGGUAGCCCGAGCGUGCACGUUCGCGCUGCUGCAACGCUGCGCCGCCGCCUUGGCCGAGGGCGACCCCUCUGCUGCAUUAGAGUGGGCGGAGCGCCAUGCGGCGGACUUACAGCAUAGCCCGUUGCCGUUUACUCUACAUCGUAUGCAAGCUCUAAAGCUGGGGCGCGAGCAGGGCGUGGGCGCGGCCAUAGAGUACGUGCGCUCGGUGUUCCCGGCGCACGCGGCGCGGCACGAGCGCGCGCUGCAGGCCGCCGUGUGCGCGCUGGCCUGGUGCGCGCCCGGCGCGCCGCCGCCGCCCAACCACUACCGCCACCUGCUCGACCCCAAGGCGCUGGGCGCGGAGGCGGGCGAGCUGUUCGUGCGCGAGGCGUGCACGCUGCUGCGCCUGGCGCCGCUGUCGCCGCUCGCCGGCGCCGUGCUGGCGGGCGCGCGCGUGCUGCCCGCGCUGCACGACCUGCGCGCCAAGAUGACGCACCCGCACGUCGUGGCCGCCUGGGCCGACGAGGAGCUGCCGCUAGAGGUGGACCUCGGCGAGGACGGCGGCGGCUACCACUCUGUCUUCGCCUGCCCCAUACUUCGCCAGCAGGCUUCGGAACACAACCCUCCCAUGAGGCUGUUAUGCGGACACGUCAUCUCCAGAGACGCGCUGAAUAAGCUCGCCAUGGGCGUGAAGUUGAAAUGUCCGUACUGUCCGAUGGAGCAGUCACCGUCGGAAGCCCGCCAGAUCUACUUCUCCUGAACGCGCGUUGUCUCCACAAUAAAGUAUGCUAACUACAGUAACUACUCUUCAAGCACCACUGUCUGCCAGUUGUACCAACCUGCCUAUUGGACGGAAUUUAUUGCGAAUUGUCAUUGUCAAGUGACAAAAUGUCAGCAUGACGAAAUAGGGGCCUGGUCACUAUACUCACUAUUCUUUAGAGUUAGACCAAGAAAAGUCUGCAGCAAUUUUGAUAACCCACGCAGUGCAAGUGUUACAUUUACGUCAUUAUUUUAUUCAGAAGUUUGACGUUUAAAAUAAAAUAACACUUGCACUGAGUGGGCUAUCAAAAUCACUGCAGACUUUUCUUGGUCUAAUUCAAGAAGAUAUGUAAUUAGAAGUGUCGUUGGUGCAACUGGCCCUAAAAGUAGCUGAUUUGACUUGUCAGUAAAUAGAUUUUUAGUCGUUUUUGUAGGAAACGACGGACGCCCUAUACAAGCUAACCUUUGGCUGCCAUUUAUAUUUUAAAAUGCGCUGAUAGCUAUAUACAUAUAUGGAAAUUAUGGAAUCUAGGAAAACAGUGAAAAAUGAGACUGGAAAUUAUGGAAAGAAUGUCAUACGAAAUGAGAAAGUUAUAUAAAAAAAAUAUAUGGCUUAAAUAUUUUUGUAAUAACAUUAAACUUUGUAUCUUAGCAGCGUACAUGUUUGUACCAAUUUAAGAUUUUCAUAAAAGAAGCAAUGGAAUCUAGGCUCCAUUUGGCUAGGAAAUUAAAUUUAUAUUUUGGCACUGUCGUUUAGGGUAGCCUUACUCAAGAAAUUAUAAUACGGGCCAAAUUACGCUUGAAAAUAUUUUAAAAAUAUGUACUAUUUUAAAUACACGGCAAAAUGAUAUACUCCCUCAUUCAUAACUCUAUUAAUUUUAUUUGACGCGAAAAACCGGCUAACUCGGCCAUCCCUCCAUACAAAGGUCAACAAUUUUUCUUCUAAUUUUUCCUUUUCAAAACACGAUACCGAAUAUGCCCUUAAACGGAUCCCCACUAUUUUUGUACCACCACCACCUGUAAAUCUAAAUGACAGCGCUAGUGGCCUAGCGGUAAGAGCGUGCGACUUUUAAUCUAGAGGACGCGGGUUUAAACCCCGGCUCGCACCAAUGAGUUUUUCGGAACUUAUGUACGAAAUAUCAUUUGAUAUUUACCAGUUGCUUUUCGAUGAAGAAAAACAUCGUGAGAUUCGUGAGGAAACCGGACUAAUACCAAUAAGGCCUAUUUUCCCGUCUGGGUUGGAAAGUCAGAUGGCAGUCGCUUUCGUAAAAACUAUUGCCUAUGUCAAUUCUUGGGAUUAGUUGUCAAGCGAACCCCAGGCCCAUGAGCCGUGGCAAAAUGUCGGGAUAGCGCGAGGAAGAAGAAGGUCUAAUAAAUAACACAUUAAUACAAGCGGUUCUUGUACCGCAUUUAUGAAUAACGUCGUCAGUCAAUCAAUCAAUAAAAUCGAAACUAAAAUGAUUAUUGAUUAUUGUCUGAUUAGCCAAAAGAAAGAGUCAUGGCCGAAAGACAACGUUGGAUGAUGACAUUUUGUUAACAUUGUUUUAAAUGACAGACAUAUAUAAUAGAGACUGUCCAUGAUAUCAUAUGAUCAUAUGAUAUUUUAAUUCAUCAUAGACCUUUUAACCGUUGUACAUAAGUCGAUGAUAUCAUUUGCCCUAUUUGUACUCUUCGAAUGGUAAAAUCAUAUUAUUUUUAUACUUAUCGGAUCGAUUUUUUAGUAAUUUAACUAUGAAUCGCGCCGGAAAUUAACAUGUAUAGAAAAGAUAAAGUAUGAAGCCAAUUUAACAUUAAUAACUUGAGCCUAGUUUAACUGUAAGAUAUUAUACUAUGUAGUAGUUAUAGCUAUUUGUUUUUUAUAUGGAAAAUGGUGGUAGCAAUGAAAGCGAACAGUUAAAAAAAAAGGUAUAUGCAAGUGUGCACUGAAUUUCAUUUAAGUCAAAAUAAGGCCGAGUUUACUCUUAGCGUAUAAAUCAUUUAUAAUUUUUAAACAUACAGAUUACAAGUUUGAUAUAAGGUGCAGGAGGGGCAAUUUCGACCACGGGGAAAUUAAUCGUAGGUAAUAUCUUCCAUGUUUGACAUUAUUAACUAGAGUCGCACACAACGCAUCUUUUUCGCUAUCUGGAUAUAUGGCACUUUAGUUAAUAAUGUAAAAUAUGGAAGAUAUUUCGAUUAGUUGAAAUUUCCCCGCAGGCGAGAUUGCCCCCCUGCACCUUACACUAAGGUUGUGGAAUUAUAUCUAGACAUUUUAUUGUAAUACAGCAAAUGUACGUAGAGAAGCGAAAAUAAAAUAAGAUACCUACUCAAA